This is a messenger RNA of Ostertagia ostertagi, 516 nucleotides long. The record is from the annotation of a GenBank genome assembly. NCBI's taxonomy places the organism in Eukaryota, Metazoa, Nematoda, Chromadorea, Rhabditida, Trichostrongylidae.
AUGCUCACUGUCGGCUACCGGAUCCGACAAUUCAACGUAUUCAUCAAAACCCUUUCAUGCAUUCUGUACUGCGUACGAGUUGUGCACGACGCCAAGUUCUUCCCGGAAACGCAUCCCUACAAAGAAGGAGAGAUAAAAUAUGAGUACCUGUUCUGGGUGGGCAGAACCACCUACUUGUGGCUCGUGCAAACAUUUGUCGCUGUUGUCAGUCUGACAGAGACUAUAAUAGUUUUCUACAUAAGUUAUGAGUGGAACAUUUGUCGUCUGUUCCUGAAUGCUCACUUCCUCUUGGAACUCGUCACCAGUUUUCCGUUCAUAAUUACGAUUUUCUUCAAAGAGCUUCGCAUAAUGUACGUUCCCGUAUUUCCUGAACUGCUGGCUCGCCAAGGGAUCUCUUCAUUCAAUGAUGGUAUGUGUAGCAUAGAACAUCUACAGCGAGCAGGUGAACGCCAGUUUGACCUCUUUACCAGCUUCUAUUUCGUUAUGGUCACAUUCUCAACUGUUGGCUAUGGAGAU